UGCAGUCUGCGGUCUGUUUGCAGGAAUCCAUAUCUGACACCUUCUCAAUCUGCCUGAUUUGUGGCGCAGAGAGCUGUGAGUGCAAGUUGUCGUGAAAUGGGUUUUUAUGGUUCAUCAGAUAUUCUUUUUUUUCGUAUACACUGAUAACAUGCAACGCUGCUGGAUUGUAACUUUGUAACCGGGUUGUCGGACCGGCUUUAGGCGUUGGCCGAAACCCGCUUGAUCUAAAAAGAAGAAAAGGCUACAGCGAAGAAGAAGAAGAAGAAGAAGAAGAAGAAGAAGAAGAAGAAGAAGAGACAAGAGGAAAUAGUGGUGAAUAGAAGGAUGCGACUGCGAGACAACAAAUGAUUCACGCGUGUCACCUCGUGUAAUUUCAUUUCCCCUGUAGGUAAUUAAACCCAAAUAUAAUUCGGCUUGGAUAGUUGUUAAUAUAAUUUGGUAUCAACCCCCUCACACACCCGAUCGCUGCUUUUCCGCCUGAAGAAGAAUAGACCCCAAGCUUUUGUCCUCUGCUGAUUUAAAAACACCAAGAGGAACACACUGGGAUAGCCUAUAUAGUCUACAACCGGAUUGAAAAUGUAGGCAAGGCAAGAUGAUAUGAGGUUGGACCCUUCUGAUUCUAAUGUGGGUGCUUCACAGGUCGUGGCUUUCUGCCUCUAUUGGCUCUAUCCAUGAGAAAGAAUGCUUCCCUAUUGGCUGGAUUGAGGUGCACAUGCUAUAACAACAGGAUAUGCAAAGAGCUAUGGGCUGAUCUAAUAGCCUAUCAUGUUUCCCGCAUGCUUUUUUGACCGAAAUCUGUAUUUUCCUUCAUUGGAUGCCAACUACUUGAAUCAAAAUGGUUUGGAUUCCAUAAUAAUAAUAAUAACAUUCAUAAUAAUUAAUAAUGGACCUGCCACAGUCAAGCUGAAGGCUGUUUUAUCUCACAAAGCAGUUGUGCCUGUGUAGUAAAGCUGCUGAAGAAUGUUUAAGUAUCGGAUCCGUAUGUUUUUCAAUGAACUCAAAGUGUUGUUACUGAUGCGCUCUGGAUCAAGCAGGAGGACUGACACGGGCACAGACCCGGACACGCAGACCAGGAUGCGAGGGCUCGCUAUAGGAGGCUGUGGUUGGCCGCCGUUGAACUGCUCUCACCGGGACGAUGAGGAGGAAUAUUAUGGCUCUGACACCCGGCCACGCAGCCUGGCAUUGGAGGAUACAGAAGAAGAGAAACCCGAGGGAGGAGGCCUGGACGCCGCUUCCCUCCCGAGUCUCUCAGAGAGCGGGAUGCGAUCACCGCAGUGCCGGAUCUGCUUCCAGGGGCCGGAGAAGGGGGAGUUGUUGAGCCCUUGUCGCUGUGCUGGCUCUGUGCGCUGUACUCACCAGUCCUGCCUUAUCCGCUGGAUCAGUGAGAGAGGCUCCUGGAGCUGCGAGAUCUGCUACUUCAAGUACCAGGUUCUGGCCAUCAGCACCAAGAACCCACUGCAGUGGCAGGCCAUCUCUCUGACUGUGAUUGAAAAGGUGCAGAUUGCAGCCAUUAUCCUGGGCUCUAUGUUCCUGAUCGCCAGUAUCUCCUGGUUGGUGUGGUCCUCUCUCAGCCCUUCAGCCAAAUGGCAGCGGCAGGAUCUUCUCUUCCAGAUAUGCUAUGGCAUGUACGGCUUCAUGGAUAUAGUUUGUAUAGGCCUUAUAAUCCAUGAAGGAUCGUCUGUUUACCGGAUCUUUAAGCGCUGGCAAGCGGUGAACCAGCAGUGGAAAGUGCUGAAUUAUGAGAAAGCAAAGGACUUAGGGGACCCCAUCAGCUCCAGCAUUAAAGGUUGUGUUGAGAGGAACUCAGACAGCGGACGGAGGGCGAGUCGACCUGUCAGGACUAUUCUUAACCACCACUGUGGCUAUACCAUUUUGCACAUCCUCAGCCAGUUAAGACCAAACAGCCUGCGCAGAGCCAACCAUGAGGUGGUCAUGAGGGUGACCACUGUAUGAGGCUGGGCUAUACAAACAAAAGUGCUACGAUGUUUAAAGAGGAGAUCAAAGUGUUGAAUGGGAUUUUAUUAAAGAAUCCUGAUCUGCCACAUAAACACUGCCGUUAACUUUUAGGCUCGCAGAAUCUCCCUGAGCUCAAAGUGGACAGCAAUAAAUAUUUCUGCGAUUUAGGCAAAGGGAGAAUGUUGCAGUUUUAUCCAGUUGCAGUUUUUAAACUGCAAAAGCAAGACUAUUGAGAAAAAAUGUAUACAUUUAAAAACUAAAAAAGCUUUGAUUCUUAAAGCUAUUAGCCAUUUUUACCACCAAUGGUACAAAAUGUCAUUGAAAUGUUUUUGAUUUGUUUUGCUUUCUAAUAAAAUUAAUGUCAAGUUUUAUUUGGAUUUUGCUCUAUAAUAGAUAGUUUGACACAGAAAAUAAUUGGGUCCCUACUCAUGUGACGACCAUAACAAUGGCCCCAGUCCCCUCAUUUUUUAAUGUAUUCCUGAAGGUCUGCCAUGAUCUGAUGAUGUUUUUUUCACUCAAAGCAGCAUUGAUGAAUCAGACAUUAAAAAGCCAAAUGCAAAUUUGAGACACAUUAAAAUUGCUUAAAAUAUACAUUAAAGUACAAUUCAUGUUUUUA
Messenger RNA from Perca flavescens (yellow perch), 2572 nucleotides. RefSeq names its product E3 ubiquitin-protein ligase MARCH9. Gene Ontology annotation, molecular function: ubiquitin-protein transferase activity; zinc ion binding. The record is from RefSeq and is a predicted model, not a curated record. Gene Ontology annotation, biological process: protein ubiquitination. The transcript is spliced from 4 exons. Bases 961 to 1953 code for a protein of 330 amino acids. NCBI's taxonomy places the organism in Eukaryota, Metazoa, Chordata, Actinopteri, Perciformes, Percidae.